AGUCUCGCGGCCUACCUGGGUCCGGGCGCUCGCCCGAGCUGUACCUAGGCAGCGGGUUGGAGAAGACAUGGGGAAGCUGCGCCGGCGCUACAAUGUGAAGGGGCGGCUACAGACGGGCCCGCGCCUGGCCAAGGGCCCCGAGCCGCCCCCGGUACAGCUGGAGCUCGAGGACAAGGAUGUGUUGAAAGGAGUGGAUUCAAGCAAUGUACUUGUGCUACCGGGAAAGAAGAAGAAAAAGACCAGGGCACCACCACCGUCAAAGAAGGAGAGGAAGCCGCUGACCAAGAAGGAGAAGAAGAUGCUGCAGAAAGUCUUAGAACAGAAAGAGAAGAAGAGCCAGCGUGCCGAGCUGCUGCAGAAACUGAGUGAAGUCCAGGUGUCAGAGGCCGAGAUGAGUCUCUUCUACGCCACUGCCAGGCUGGGCACUGGGGACCACAUGUACCACACCAAAGAGAAACCCAACCAGCCACCAGCACAAGCACAGAAGGUCAGUAGUCUUGGCGGGGCUCACCAGAAGCGCCGCCGGUCAUCAGCAGAGGAGACAUCUGAGUCUUCAGAGGAUUCAGAGUCUGACCCAGAGUCUGAAGGGGCCAGAGACUCUGACCAGCCUGGGACCAGCACAGGGACAACAUCAGUGCAUGUGCCAUCAGUUUCUUCUGCAGCUGAGAACCUGGUGCCCAAUACUCAGCCCCCUCCAGCUGGAACCCCUGCACCUUCACAGACAGCAGCCUCUGCCCCACCUCGACCUCUGGCCAAUCCCACUAUCUUCAUCCCUGUGAACCGCACCCCUGAAAUGCAGGAAGAGCGACUCAAGCUCCCGAUCCUUGCUGAAGAACAAGCCAUCAUGGAGGCGGUGUCCGAGAACCCCAUUGUCAUCGUGUGUGGCGAGACUGGCAGUGGGAAGACCACGCAGGUGCCCCAGUUUCUUUAUGAAGCUGGCUACAGCAGUGAGGACAGCAUCAUUGGUGUCACAGAGCCCCGAAGAGUGGCUGCUGUGGCCAUGUCCCAGCGAGUGGCCAAGGAGAUGAACGUAUCUCAGCGGGUUGUCUCCUAUCAGAUCCGGUAUGAAGGAAACAUGACUGAAGAGACCAGGAUCAAGUUCAUGACAGACGGUGUGUUGCUCAAAGAAAUCCAGAAGGACUUCUUGCUGCUCAAGUACAGAGUGGUGAUCAUUGACGAAGCCCACGAGCGGAGUGUGUACACAGACAUCCUCCUAGGCCUUCUGUCCCGAAUCGUGGCUCUCCGGGCAAAGAGGCACCUACCCCUUAAGCUGCUCAUUAUGUCGGCCACACUGCGGGUAGAGGACUUCACCCAGAACCAGCGGCUCUUUACCACACCACCCCCAGUCAUCAAGGUUGAAUCCAGGCAGUUUCCUGUGACAGUACAUUUUAACAAGCAGACCCCACUGGAUGACUACAGUGGCGAGUGCUUUCGGAAGGUCUGUAAGAUCCACCGGAUGUUACCUGCAGGUGGCAUCCUGGUGUUCCUCACAGGGCAGGCUGAGGUACAUGCAUUCUGCCGCCGGCUCAGGAAAGCCUUCCCCACCCGAGGCUCCCGACCACAAGAGAAGGAAGAGGAAAAGGACUCAGCAGAAGCCAUGCGGAAGUUUAAGAAGUCCCGGACAAGGGCCAGGAAAGCCCAGGCUGUGGCAUUGCCCCAGAUCAACCUGGAUAAUUACUCGGUGCUGCCAGUGGGCGAAGGUGAUGAGGACAGGGAAGCAGAGAUGGACGAGGAGGAGAUCGUGGGCUCCGACCUGGAUCUGGACCUGGGUGACAGUGAGGCAGAUGGAGGUGAGCAGCCAGAUGUCUCUCUGCCUCUUCAUGUGCUCCCACUCUACUCUUUGCUGGCCCCAGAGAAGCAAGCACAGGUCUUCAAACCUCCCCCAAAGGGGAUAAGGCUAUGUGUUGUGGCCACCAAUGUGGCUGAGACGUCCCUCACCAUUCCCGGCAUCAAAUAUGUAGUGGACUGUGGGAAGGUCAAGAGGCGCCACUACGACCGAGUCACUGGUGUGUCUUCCUUCCGUGUCACCUGGGUCUCUCAGGCAUCAGCUGACCAGCGGGCAGGUCGCGCAGGUCGGACAGAGCCAGGUCACUGUUACAGGCUGUAUUCCUCUGCGGUUUUUGGGGACUUUGAGCAGUUUCCUCCCCCAGAAAUCACUCGCAGACCUGUGGAGGACUUGAUCCUGCAAAUGAAAGCUCUCAACAUUGAAAAGGUCAUCAACUUCCCUUUCCCCACACCUCCCUCCAUGGAGGCCCUCAUUGCUGCUGAGGAUCUGCUAAUUGCACUGGGGGCCCUGCAAGCACCCCCAAAAGAGGAAAGGAUGAAACAGCUACAAGUAUCCCAAUUGAGCUGCCCCAUCACAGCUCUGGGGCGAACCAUGGCCACCUUCCCUGUGGCACCCCGCUAUGCUAAGAUGCUGGCACUGAGCUGGCAACAUGACUGCCUGCCCUACACCAUCGCCAUUGUUGCUGCCAUCACUGUGCGUGAGCUGUUCGAGGAACUGGACAGACCAGCCGCCAGUGAUGAGGAGCUCACAGUGCUGAAAGGCCGACGGGCUCGGGUGGCCCAGAUGAAGAGGACCUGGGCUGGGCAGGGGGCCUCUCUAAAGCUUGGGGACCUGAUGGUUCUACUCGGUGCUGUGGGUGCUUGUGAAUAUGCUGGCUGCUCGCCCCAGUUCUGCCAGGCCAAUGGGCUUCGCUACAAGGCCAUGUUGGAGAUUCGGCGCCUGCGGGGCCAGCUGACCACUGCAGUCAAUGCUGUGUGCCCUGAGGUUGGGCUCUUCCUGGAUCCCAAGAUGCAGCCACCAACCGAGAGCCAAGUAACCUACCUACGGCAGAUCAUGGCAGCCGGUCUCGGUGACCACCUGGCCCGCAAGGUACAGAGUGAGGAGCUACUAGACGAGAAAUGGAGGAAUGCCUACAAGACCCCUCUCCUAGAUGAUCCAGUCUUUAUCCACCCAAGCUCUGUGCUUUUCAGAGAGCUGCCUGACUUCGUGGUCUACCAGGAAAUCAUAGAGACCACCAAGAUGUACAUGAAAGGUGUUUCUGCUGUGGAAGUCCAGUGGAUCCCAACUUUGCUGCCUUCCUACUGUCAGUUUGAUGGGCCCCUGGAGGAACCAGCCCCCACCUACUGCCCUGAAACCGGCCGGGUACUCUGCUACCGCACCAGUGUGUUCUAUCGUGUGGGCUGGCCACUCCCCGCCGUCCAGGUGGACUUUCCGGAAGGCAUUGACCGCUACAAGCACUUCUCCCGGUUUCUGCUGGAAGGGCAGGUCUUCCGAAAGCUGGCUUCAUACAAGAGCUGCCUGCUCUCCAGCCCCAGCACCAUGCUGAAGACCUGGGCCAGGCUACAGCCCAGGACAGAGAGUCUGCUGCGAGCCCUUGUGGCAGAGAAGGCCGACUCCCGAGAUGCCCUGCUGGCUACAUGGAAGAAAAAGCCCACAUACCUGCUGGCCGAGUACUGUGAAUGGCUUCCCCAGGCCAUGCAUGCCGCUGUUGAGAAGGCCUGGCCACCCACCACUGACUGCUGACUACACAUCUGACUACAUAGUCAUGUGGCCCCAUGAGACACACUGGCCCUGGAAGCUUUUUUUACCUUGGCCCAAAUCCGAGCCAUUGUACUUGCCAUUGCACUGAUCAGAAGUGCCUUCUUUGUAACUAUUUAUUGCCAGAUGGAAGUAGUUUUAUCUCCCACAUUCCUCUCAGUCCUAAAUUUGCUCUUUGGGCUCCAUUAGUCCCUAUGGACAUGCAGGGCCACUGGGACAGGAAGGCAGGUCCUUCCCCCAGGUGCACCUCAGAGCAUCCCAGGCAGACUGCCGACCUCUGCUCUGACCUCAAGGGCUUCUGGAAGCUUGUUCCCCAGAUAAAGGACAGAUACCAGCCCUGCUCUGUCCAGGGUGAAGCCUGGUUCCCAGGGGCCUGAUGUGACUUUGGACAGCAAGUUCUGUCGUAAAAAGCUGCCCUAACUGGGUAUGUGGGUGAGCCUGUCAUUUAACCACUCAAGAGGCUGAGGCAGGAGAAUCACAAGUUCAAGCUACAUAGCAAGACCCAAAAAACCUUAAUUAUAGUAAAUAUACAUGACAGAGUUUUCUGCUUUAACUAUCGAGUUCAGUUGUAUUAAACAUGUUCACAUGUUGA
Molecule: messenger RNA, 4136 nt
Organism: Nannospalax galili (Upper Galilee mountains blind mole rat)
Lineage: Eukaryota; Metazoa; Chordata; Mammalia; Rodentia; Spalacidae
Gene: Dhx37
Product: DEAH-box helicase 37
Exons: 27
Coding region: 68-3529 (1153 amino acids)
Biological process (GO): maturation of SSU-rRNA from tricistronic rRNA transcript (SSU-rRNA, 5.8S rRNA, LSU-rRNA)
Cellular component (GO): nucleolus; intracellular anatomical structure
Molecular function (GO): ATP binding; RNA binding
Source: RefSeq, a predicted model, not a curated record